Messenger RNA from Fibroporia radiculosa, 2151 nucleotides. RefSeq lists its product as uncharacterized. The coding region runs from base 1 to 2151 and encodes 716 amino acids. The record is from RefSeq and is a predicted model, not a curated record. Lineage: Eukaryota; Fungi; Basidiomycota; Agaricomycetes; Polyporales; Fibroporiaceae. The transcript has a single exon.
AUGACACCGCAGAUACCUAAUUCUGAAACAACCUCUUACCUUUGUCCAACAUGCUCGACGCUCGACUUCCAUCACAUUCUCCAGGUUGGUGUUCCUAGGGAGGAGGCGAUUCCGCUAGGGUCAUUAGUGGAGAUACUAUCAAAGGCAGUGCAAUGCCGUAUGUGUCGGCUCAUCAAGACGGCCUUCCAGCGAACGUGGCUCCUGGAUAAGCAAGAUCUAGCAACCACAGACCUUGCCGGCAUCGAGUGUGCACUCUUCGCGAUGGAGUGUGGCUGCUUGAGGGAUCCUGCGCCUCCAAUGCGAGACCGCUGCCAUCGCCUCUUUAUCCUCCCUUCCGAUAGGCCGCAGAAAGUGUACGACGUCAUGCGCGCAGCGCAGUCAGGUCUUACCCUCGACAUACAGCUUUUGGAGGAGGAUGCGCAUAUCUUUGACAGAAGCAGAGAGGUCCACGGCAGGAAAGUAAGUGACACUGUUGAUAUUACUCUUGUUAAGGAGUGGAUAAGGAUGUGUGAAGAAGAGCACCGAGAGGUUUGCAAGGUGGUCUGGUGGCGUGGGGCAGACGAGACGCUGCCAGACGGCGUACGUAUGGUGGACGUGGUCACUAUGUCCAUUGUUCCAGCACCCCCCGCUUGUCGUUAUAUCGCGCUCUCCUACCUCUGGGGCGGUGUUGGCGAAGAAUACCAAACUACUCAGGCUAACAUCUCGGAGCGUGCAUCACCAAACAGCCUCGAUACAUGCCCCCUCCCUGUUACUAUUACAGACUCCAUCCUUCUCACUCGCGAACUUGGCGAGCGAUAUCUCUGGGUAGAUGCCCUGUGUAUCAUUCAGGACAGUGCAGAGGACAAAGCACUGCAAAUUGAAGUGAUGGAGCUGAUCUAUGGCAGCUCAUUCCUCACCAUCUUCGCAGCUGGAGGUCGCAACGCCCUCCCUGGACUCCGACCGGGGACUCGGGCCCAGCGGCAGCACAUAGAGGUGGUUCAGGAUCUCCAUUUUGCAGUCCCAUUGCCGACGCUUCGAGAGGUGUUGGCACAAUCCAUUUGGGGCACGCGUGGCUGGACGUACCAGGAGCUUAUGCUUUCUCGUCGCCGCCUUUACUUCACCAACCAGCAGGUAUAUUUUGAAUGCGGACAAGAGAUUUGGUGCGAAGACGUUUUGGCAGAAAGCAAGCGCCUUCCUCGCUCAUACCAUCCGCUGAGGAAUACAGGAGGCGGAAACUUUACCUACCUGCGCGAGCCGCCCAGCUGGCUCAAGAGAGACUAUACCCUCGGCUACAUGACGGCCAUCGGCCAGUACACGCAGCGGAAGCUUACCAACGAGGCUGAUGCGGUAGACGCGAUAUCGGCACUGACGAAUGCAAUGGCGAAAGGAUUCAAGCUCGCCGGGGGUGUCCCAUCGCAGGCAUUCCGCUACGGUAUGGCGGUCGUAGACCUCAAUCAGGCGCUUUUGUGGCAGCCCACGGCAGGCACGCUGCUUACCCGCCGCUGCAUACCUAAGGGGGCACCGUGGCCGUCUUGGUCAUGGGCAGGCUGGUGCGGUCCCGUCCAAUAUCAGGAUGUCUGGUUUGGAAGUCAAACCCCACAUUUGGUGGAGACAUUGAUCGACAAAUGGUACAUCUGGGACGGAUCUAAGCUGAUUCAGCUAGACGUACGCACAAUCACAUUUGCGACCGCGUACCCCGAGGAAGAGGGAGGGCUCACGAGAUAUGUACCCCCAUGCGGCCCACUGAGUUUGGAGGACGGCAAAGUAUCCAAAGAUGGAACACUUGUAUUUUACACAACUGCGGCGAACUUUACUGUUGAACGUGUGCACAAUGCCUCCGAGGGCAUGGAGAGUGCGGACGAGCAGUACGCAUUAUUCGCUAUCCUCGCUGUCAGUGAGUCUCGCUUGGUCCAGGCUGGACGCAUAUACAUGCCCUCAUCUACACCGUCUCCAUCAUGCCUACGGUUCGCUGUUCUCUCUCGCACGAACGGCAUAGUUGGCAUAUAUGACGAAGACGUCUAUGGGAGCCGAUACUCCGGAUGCUACCUCUACGUGAUUGCAUUGGGGGUAGCCGGGAGUCAGGAUGAAGAUCAGCGUCUUGGGAUUGGCAUCAUAUUUGAGAAGGCCUGGCUUGCUGCCGGAGCAAAGGGAACAUCUAUUUUCUUGACAUAG